Tupaia belangeri chinensis (Chinese tree shrew) is the source of this 1883-nucleotide messenger RNA. It is a transcript of the gene MYL7, whose product is annotated as myosin light chain 7. Gene Ontology annotation, molecular function: calcium ion binding. NCBI's taxonomy places the organism in Eukaryota, Metazoa, Chordata, Mammalia, Scandentia, Tupaiidae. The coding region runs from base 1319 to 1846 and encodes 175 amino acids. The record is from RefSeq and is a predicted model, not a curated record. The transcript is spliced from 7 exons.
GCUCUGGCACACACACACACACAAACUAUAUAGCAAAUCUGAAACUGUGUUGUAUUUCAUUCAGAGCUCCCCCCCAAGGUUAUGGUUAGAGGGAGUCAUGCUGCUCCUCCUCUGGUCUCCUGUGAUUGCUCUGCUCUUCCUAGUUCUGAGUUAACUCCUCCAGUUAGCAUAAGCACCACCUGCUCCAUUGUCAGCUCUGAUGGACUGGCGGCUGAGCACCCACAUACUGGAACACAUUCUAAUGGAAACUGCUCCUUCGUGUUACAGUUUAGGAUGCUGUGUUGUUUUUAACUCUUCAUGUAGGUAGGUUAGGUAUCUGAAUGGAAAUGAAUGAGUUGAGAUCCAGAAACAGAGCUUCAUUUCCAGAUAAUAAAGAAGAGCUAAAUACUUGUUACACAAAAGGGGCACUGAUGGUCCCGCACUGUCCAAGCUGGCGCUGGUAGAGACGGGUCUGUCCCCCUGGGAGGGAUUGGGGCAGCCUUGCACAGCCAUGUUCUGGGAGGCAGCGAACCUAGGCAGCAAGCCCAGUUAGCAGGGCCACGCCUGCUGUGCAGCCCCUUGCUGUGCCUUUGCCGAACAGCAGAGGGCACUGGGCUCUUCAGUCUAUGCUCAGUACCUCGUGAGGGCCCUGUUCCCAGCCUCUGUGGGAGAUCCAAGGGGGUGCAAGGAGUCUAGGCUUAUGCAAAACAGCAUUACACAGGUCAGGGUCCUUUGAGAACAUGGCUUCUACCGGGCAGGCACCCAGGAGGGGGAAAGCGGUCAGUGAUCUCUCAGGUUGUUCAAAAGCAAAUGGUUCUGUGAGGGGUCACAGCCAGCUCAGGGCUGCUUUAUGUCCCUCUGUCAGAGGCCAGAGCCAGGGCUGAGGUCUACCACAACCUCUGGGAAUCCCUAGGACCUCAGACCAGAGAGCACCACAGAACCUGCUGCCCUCCCACACCUGUGAGGCCCUGGGUCAGCCCUCUGCAGCAAUCCUCUUGAACUGGAUAGGUCUAUGGCUGGGCCAGCAUGAUGGAUGGGCACGUGGGGGAAAUGGGCAUUUGUUCGGCACAUACAACAGUGAGAACAUGGGGCUCGCUCUGCUUGGGGGCAGUGCACCCGGUCCUACCAUGAUUCACAGGCACUAGGAUGUCCACGGAGGACAUGUGAAGGUCACAGGAACAUGACUGGAAUCUGCCUGGGCCUGGGCCUCCCCUGGCCCCAACAGGGGCUGCCAAGUUUGGGCCUGUCCUGAGCCCCCUCCUUAUUUGGACCUGCAGGUGAUAAGGCUGAAACAUAAAGGGGUUGGGCUCUUCCACACAGCCAGACUACUACAGAGAGGAUGGCUAGUCGAAAGGCAAGCACUCGGGGCAAGGCUGCAGCCUCCAAGCAGGCCCAGCGCGCCUCAUCCAACGUGUUCUCCAUGUUUGAGCAAGCCCAGAUCCAGGAGUUCAAGGAGGCCUUCAGCUGCAUCGACCAGAACCGUGAUGGCAUCAUCUGCAAGUCAGACCUGCGAGAGACCUACUGCCAGCUGGGGAAGGUGAGUGUCCCGGAGGAGGAGCUGGAUGCCAUGCUGCAGGAGGGCAAAGGCCCCAUCAACUUCACUGUGUUCCUCACACUCUUUGGCGAGAAGCUCAAUGGGACAGACCCUGAGGAUGCCAUCCUGAGCGCCUUCCGCAUGUUCGACCCCAGCGGCACUGGGGUGGUGAAUAAGGACGAGUUCAAGCAGCUGCUCCUGACACAGGCAGACAAGUUCUCUCUAGCAGAGGUGGAGCAGAUGUUUGCCCUGACACCUGUGGACCUGGCGGGAAAUAUCGACUACAAGUCCCUGUGCUACAUCAUCACCCAUGGGGACGAGAAAGAGGAGUGAGGGGCGGGCCCGUAGAGACCUCAAUAAACUCUGUGUU